Contarinia nasturtii (swede midge) is the source of this 1791-nucleotide messenger RNA. RefSeq names its product cytochrome P450 307a1-like. Lineage: Eukaryota; Metazoa; Arthropoda; Insecta; Diptera; Cecidomyiidae. The transcript is spliced from 2 exons. Gene Ontology annotation, molecular function: iron ion binding; monooxygenase activity; oxidoreductase activity, acting on paired donors, with incorporation or reduction of molecular oxygen. Bases 175 to 1761 code for a protein of 528 amino acids. The record is from RefSeq and is a predicted model, not a curated record.
AUAGACGGCUCUCAACAUAUUGCUUUCAACUGUACUUAAAUCGUCAACGAAAUUGUGUUAUCAAGUUGAAAUUUUCUUUCGCUGGUUUUUGAUCAAGAAUUUUAUCGUGUGUGCAUUAUUUCCUCAUUUUUUUAUUGAAAAUUGUGCGGCCAGAAUUUGAAAGGAAAAUAAAAUAUGAUGUUUAUUAUGGAUUCAUCGGCAAUUGUUUUGUUAAGUUCCAAUACACUUUUGAUGGUGUUGACAUGCGCUGUGGUGGCUGUGCUAGUGUUUUUAGUUGAAUAUACCGGCGCCGGUACAAAAAAAUCCAACAAGAAAUCGAUGACGAAUAGCAAGGCGUCCGAUGAAUUGCAACGACCACCGGGACCAACACCAUACCCAAUCAUCGGCAAUUUGGCGUGCAUGGACGGAUAUGAGGUACCAUAUCAAGCAUUCGAUGAUUUGGCCAAAAAAUACGGAAACAUCAUAAGUCUACGGUUGGGAUCGGUGCCAACGGUUGUUGUCAAUGGCAUCGAUAACAUUAAAGAAGUUUUGAUUACAAAGGCAUCACAUUUCGAUAGCCGGCCCAAUUUCCGUCGCUAUCACGACCUAUUCAGUGGCAAUAAACAGAAUUCAUUGGCAUUCUGCAAUUGGAGCGAAGUACAAAAGAUGCGCCGUGAAAUGUUAACACAACACUCAUUUCCACGAAAUUUUUCGAUGCGUUUCCAACACUUGAACGAAAUAAUCAAACAUCAAAUCCACACAAUGGUCACAGAUAUCCAAGGAAAACGCGUAACUGUUGAUACAGCUGUAGAAAUCAAACCAAUCAUCAUGGAAGCUUGUGCAAAUAUUUUCACACAAUACUAUUGUUCACGUUCGUUCACAUCGCAAGAUACCAAAUUCAAGAAGAUGAUUCAAAAUUUUGACAACAUUUUCUGGGAAGUGAAUCAAGGAUAUGCUGCCGAUUUUCUUCCAUUCCUGUUGCCACUCCAUGCAAAGAAUCUAAAAAAUAUGGCAAAAUGUACGCAUGAAAUUCGUGCAUUCAUCGAAGAGAACAUAAUUGAAGAUCGUUGUGAAACCUGGACUGAAUGCAAUGACGGUCAAAAUGAUUAUGUUGAAUCACUCAUCGAUCAUGUACAACGUGAUUUGGAGCCAAAAAUGGAAUGGGAAACGGCAUUAUUUGCGCUUGAAGAUAUUUUGGGCGGUCAUUCGGCGACUGGUAAUUUUUUGGUGAAAAUUUUCGGUUUUAUUGGACAAUUGCCGGAAGUGCAACAGAAAAUCCAACAAGAAAUCGAUAAUACAUUGACCAAAAAACGUUCGGGCAACUGUAAUGUCAUCGAAUUAUCGGAUCGCAAUCAUAUGCCAUACACAGAAGCGGUUAUCAUGGAAGCACUUCGUUUGAUUGCAUCACCAAUUGUACCGCAUGUUGCCAGCCAGGACAGUUCGGUUGGUGGUUAUUUGAUUGAAAAAGAUUCGCUCAUUUUUUUGAAUAACUACAAUUUGAGCAUGUCACCAGAGCUAUGGGACGAACCAACCGCAUUCAAACCGGAACGUUUCAUUCAGAAUGGUCACAUCCAUAAGCCAGACCAUUUUUUGCCGUUCGGUGCCGGUCGUCGCAGUUGUAUGGGCUAUAAAAUGGUACAAUUUAUAAGUUUUUCGGUUAUUGCAAAUUGUAUGCAACAUUUUGAUAUGCGACCACCACCAAAUGUAACACACAAAGUGGCCGUCGGUUCAUUGGCUGUACCAGAAAAAUCAUACGAAAUGGUUUUUACUGAUCGUGCUUAAAAUCACAACAGAUCGAUGUAGAUGACAAGU